Molecule: messenger RNA, 1574 nt
Organism: Cygnus atratus (black swan)
Lineage: Eukaryota; Metazoa; Chordata; Aves; Anseriformes; Anatidae
Gene: PHYHIP
Product: phytanoyl-CoA 2-hydroxylase interacting protein
Exons: 4
Coding region: 24-1016 (330 amino acids)
Cellular component (GO): cytoplasm
Molecular function (GO): protein binding
Source: RefSeq, a predicted model, not a curated record
GCAGGAGCUCAGCCCCUCCGGCCAUGGAGCUGCUGUCCACCCCGAAAAACAUCGAGAUCAACAACAUCACCUGCGACUCCUUCCGCAUCUCCUGGGCCAUGGACAAGGGGGACCUGGAGAGGGUCACCCACUACUUCAUCGACCUCAAUAAGAAGGAGAACAAGAACUCCAACAAGUUCAAGCACCGGGACGUCCCCACCAAGCUGGUGGCCAAGGCGGUGCCGCUGCCCAUGACGGUGCGGGGGCACUGGUUCCUGAGCCCCCGCACCGAGUACAGCGUGGCGGUGCAGACGGCCGUCAAGCAGAGCGACGGCGAGUACCUGGUGUCCGGCUGGAGCGAGACGGUGGAGUUCUGCACCGGGGAUUACGCCAAGGAGCACCUGGCCCAGCUGCAGGAGAAAGCCGAGCUGAUCGCCGGCCGCAUGCUGCGCUUCUCCGUCUUCUACCGCAACCAGCACAAGGAGUAUUUCCAGCACGUCAGGAUGCACUGCGGGAACGUGAUGAAGCCGUCGCUGAAGGACAACAGCGGCAGCCACGGCUCGCCCACCAGCGGCAUGCUGCACGGCAUCUUCUUCAGCUGCAACACCGAGUUCAACACCGGGCAGCCCCCCCAGGACUCGCCCUACGGCCGCUACCGCUUCCAGAUCCCGGCUCAGCGCCUCUUCAACCCCAACACCAACCUCUACUUCGCGGACUUCUACUGCAUGUACACCGCCUACCACUACGUCGUCCUGGUCCUGGCGCCCAAGGGCUCCUCGGGGGACCUCUUCUGCCGGGAGCGCCUGCCCCAGCUGGACAUUUCCUCCAACAAGUUCCUGACGUGCUGCGUGGAGGACGGCGAGCUGGUGUACCGCCACGCCCAGGACAGCAUCCUGGAGGUCAUAUACACCGAGCCCGUGGACCUCAGCCUCGGCGUGCUGGGGGAGAUCAGCGGCCACCAGCUCAUGAGCCUCUCCACCGCCAACGCCAAAAAGGACCCCAGCUGCAAGACGUGCAACAUCAGCGUGGGGCGCUAAGGGCCGGCCGCGGGCAGGGCUGGGGGGCGCGGGGAGCACGGCACCCAGCCCGGCUGCUUCUGCGAAGGACGCUGCUGGGGGGAGGACGGGGCUGGACGGAGCUGCGGGGGGGACCCGUCGGCACCCCCGCCUUUUUGGGGAGGGACCCCUCAGCCGAGCCCCGAGGGAGGGAGCCUUCGUCUCCCGGACUGGCCGACCAUCCUCGUCCUCGCUGGCACGAGCUCUGCCCUCCGCCGGGGGAGCCCCUCGCCUUGCGCCCGCCGCCCCCCGGCUCCGGGGCUCGCACCCCGGCCCGCGCCGCAGCUCCUGGGGAGCCCCAGCCCUGCCUCCCGCCCCGGGGGGAGCCCUGCCCAGCCCAGCCCCACGCUGCCACCCCGCCGGGGAGGGCGGCAGCUCCGGCACGAAGGCUCCAAGCACCCCCGGAUUUGAACUGCUCCUUGCUCCCAACAAAAGCACAAGGGACCCUGGCCCCUCGCCCGGACCCCUGGACCCGGCUGAGCUCCCCCGUGGGGUGCUGAGCGCCCCGGGGACUCUCCAGCCGCCUUCGCCCCGCAGCCG